AUGACUCUAUCAACCGCAUCCGCCUUGGUGGUGGCCCUCGUGGCCCUCGCCGCACCGACCAACGCAUUUCUCCCCCGAAGCAACGAUGGAGGACCUGUCCACCUCUCCCUGAGGACACCGCGCAGCUUCAUCCCCAACGCUGAGAAUGGAGCUCAGCAGCAGGCGAUGCGACGCGACUCCUUUCUGGCAGCCACUGGCCAGCACCAUAAGCGUCAGGACGCGUCGUCGUUCAGCACCAAGACUCCGCCACAGGACUUCCGUCUCUUCGUGGACACUAUGGUUGAAUUCACAUGGGUGUACGACUCGUCAUGCACGGCCGACAAGUGCAUGGGUAACGUUGGAGGAUUUGACACGAGCAAGUCGUCAACCUAUACGGCCAAUGCCACCUUCAACAAUCAGCCCGGCGGCCCUCCCGGUGUAGAGGCAGCGGGGAACUGGUGUAAUGGCACAUGGGGACGCGAUAUAGUUGGAAUCACGAACGGACUCAGCGGAGCUGAUCGAAAGAACGAAUCUCUCCCCAACUUCUACUUCAUGCAGUGCAAGGUCGGUGGCCUGGAUGCCAACUACACCGGGAGAGCGCCUGGAAUCCUCGGUAUGCUGUCUCCGAACCUAAACAAAACGACCUUGUUCGCAAAGCUCGCUACUGGAUGGAAAGACCAGCGGUUCGCUAUGCAAUUUUCAAAGCAGGUGGCACCAAACGGCCUGUUGAAGUCGGAGGACCCAAGUGGCGGCACUUUGACUCUUGGCGGUGUAAACACGAACCUCUUCACAGGCGACAUCAACUACCUUCCCCUCAGCGACAAGUGGCUUAAGAUUCGCAACGGCACUCACCUGUUCUGGGAUUUCGCGAUCGAUGUGGUCGAAUAUGGAGGCAAGCAAUACCGAAGCACCAACGGAAAUGGAACAACUGGCGUCGUACACACUGUCGCCACCCAAUCAUUAGUGCCAAGGGAGCUUUGGAACGAUAUCUACACCAAGCUCCCUGGUGUCCAGCUUAUCAACAACUCAGGCCCUCAGGAAUACUACGCGUUCCCGUGCAACUCUUCAUCUCAACUCAGUCCUCUCGACUUCACUAUGGGGGGGAAGAAUUAUUCCAUCCACCCAGCGCCCUGUAUACCCCAUACGAAGCGAUUUUGUCGUCAACCCAGGCUAACGGAUGGUGCAUGGGUCUCCUUUCACCCCAGAUGGAAGAGGAGGUAUCACUGCGGCUGCAAUACUGAUAUCACAUCUACUAGGGACAGCUGGGACUACACGUUUGGCCUUCCGUUCCUUCGAGAGCUGUACACUGUGUUCCAGUUCUCUCCCCCAGCCGUCGGGUUUGCUCAGUUGUCGGCGAGCGCCGCGGCCAACCACACUGCCACUGGCACUGGUAGCACACCUUCUCCUACCAAUCCCUCGGGUUCCAGUUCGAUGCUUGUCAACUUCGGUGUUGUCGCCCUAGGCCUUGCUGUUGCUACGAUGAUCUGA
Molecule: messenger RNA, 1467 nt
Organism: Vanrija pseudolonga
Lineage: Eukaryota; Fungi; Basidiomycota; Tremellomycetes; Trichosporonales; Trichosporonaceae
Product: Gastricsin
Exons: 5
Coding region: 1-1467 (488 amino acids)
Biological process (GO): proteolysis
Molecular function (GO): aspartic-type endopeptidase activity
Source: RefSeq, a predicted model, not a curated record